Molecule: messenger RNA, 6076 nt
Organism: Nerophis ophidion (straightnose pipefish)
Lineage: Eukaryota; Metazoa; Chordata; Actinopteri; Syngnathiformes; Syngnathidae
Product: ras-related protein Rab-8A-like
Exons: 8
Coding region: 52-672 (206 amino acids)
Biological process (GO): regulation of exocytosis; protein secretion; Golgi vesicle fusion to target membrane
Cellular component (GO): plasma membrane; trans-Golgi network transport vesicle; synaptic vesicle
Molecular function (GO): GTPase activity; GTP binding
Source: RefSeq, a predicted model, not a curated record
CUUCAUCUUGGCUUCUUUGCCGGCGUCACUUCCACAUUCAUAUCAACAACUAUGGCGAAAACCUACGAUUAUUUGUUUAAACUGCUGUUAAUCGGGGAUUCUGGGGUCGGCAAGACGUGCGUCCUCUUCAGGUUUUCGGAGGACGCCUUCAACUCCACGUUCAUAUCCACCAUAGGCAUAGAUUUCAAGAUCAGGACAAUAGAGCUCGAUGGGAAGAAGAUCAAGUUGCAGAUAUGGGAUACAGCCGGCCAGGAGCGCUUCCGUACAAUCACCACAGCCUACUACAGAGGCGCAAUGGGAAUCAUGCUGGUUUACGACAUCACAAAUGAGAAGUCCUUUGAUAAUAUCAAGAACUGGAUAAGGAACAUAGAGGAGCACGCGUCAUCUGAUGUCGAGAAGAUGGUUCUUGGCAAUAAAUGUGACAUCAACGACAAGCGACAGGUAUCUAAAGAGCGAGGGGAAAAGCUUGCUUUAGAGUACGGCAUCAAGUUCAUGGAGACCAGCGCCAAGGCUAACAUCAAUGUGGAGACUGCCUUUUUGACACUUGCGAGGGACAUCAAAUCCAAAAUGGACACAAAAAUGGAGGGGAACAUGCCGCAGGGGAGCAGCCAAGGAGUCAAGAUCUUGGAGCCCCGCAAAAAGACCAGCUUCUUUCACUGUAGCCUCCUCUGAGGACCCUUUUUUUUUUCCGAGGCCUUUUUUUUAGAACCCGCUCCAUCCAAAUAGAUCUGCGCUCACUCACCGUGAGCGCUUGCUCUCCUUUUUCCUUUCUCGCUCCCUCAUCCUUGUGGACUUCUGCCCUUCUAGUCUUCACAGUGGAGGACUCUCCUCCGAUUGUCCUCUUCUAAGCGCUUCCAGUGGUGCAUCUGCAGGAGAUUCUUUGUGGAUCAGAACAACCCGGGGAUUGCCCACGUCGCACGAACGCAGGCUUGUACUGAUGUUUGCUUCCUUGUUUGUCUGUCAUGCAUCACACGAUCCCGAGCACAGCCAUCGGAGGGUUACUCCUUUUGGGUUUUUGGGAGAGGAAUCAUACAAAUGUGAUGUGUUGAAUUCUUUUUUUUAGGAGAGCUUUGUUUUGCCAGAAACUGACAAGCUUAAACUGCCGAAAUGCACAUGUUUACUUUCAUGUUACAUUCACAUAGUGUUUAACGCACGGGCUAUCUCUCUGGCCUGUGCUCGACAAUCAUUUCACUUAAUCUAACAUGAAUUGAUCUAUCUAAAAAAACAAACAAAAAAAAACAGCCUCAUAGUUGCCGUUUACAUAAUCAUUUUUUAAGAUUUUUUUGUUUUUUAUUCGGUGUAAAGCUAAAUGACAUUUCUGGCAUCUCAUCCCCCCUCAGCUCUCCUGGCACUUUACACAGUAGCUCUUGUUUUGUGCAUCGAUUCCAACCUGCAAUACAUUUCCUCGGCGUCACUUUGGGAACCGUUUGGGAGAAAAUGUGGUUUUACUGCCAGUGACGCCAGUAUUUGACUGACAACCUCGCCCUUUGCAUUCAUGCCUCUGCAUUUGUAUUGUCUAUUUAUAAGAAGCUCUUUUUUAUAUGGUGUUAUUUGUACAGUAGAAUUUAUUUGGCUUUAUCCGCAACAACUGACUUAAAGGCGUUAGUACUGUUCACAAUCAGGCUUAGUAGUCAGUAUUUCAAGGAAGGUGCACACGUUUCAACAGGUCUGCCAAGCUUCCAUUAACAUCAAAGCCACCCUGUUUGUCCCUCACUCAAUCGUCCUACGCUAGGGGUCGGCAACCCAAAAUGUUGAAAUAGCCAUAUUGGACUAAAAAUACAAAAAAAUAUCUGUCUACCAUGAAUUUAUUAACCAAGAUCCCCACUUAAACAAGUUGAAAAACUUAUUGGGGUGUUACCAUUUAGUGGUCAAUUGUACGGAAUAUGUACUGUACUGUGCAAUCUACUAAUAAAAGUUUCAAUCAUUCAAUCAAUGGAGCAGCAAAACAUUAAAAGCCUUAUUACAUACGGAUAGUGUGUCAUGAGGUAUAAAUUGAAUUAUGAGGACUUAAAGGAAACUAAAUGAGCUCAAAUAUAGCUACAAAUGAGGCAUAAUGAUGUAAUAUGUACAUAUAGCUAGUUUAAAUAGCAUUUUAGAAUCAAAUAGCUUGUUGUCAUGCUGUGACCAAAUAUGUCUGAUUAGCACACUACACAUUAGUCAAUAACAUCAACACAACUGACGUUAUAAGUUUGGUGGACAAAAUGAGACAGAAAAAGAAGUGGCAUAAAACACGUCUUAGAAAGUCGGAGAAAGUUAUACAUGUAAACAAACUACGGUGAGUUCAAGGACCGCCAAAAUUAGUAGGACAAAACGGCGCUGGCUAAAUACUCAAUUCAGUGAAGCAUGUUUAAUAUAAACUGUGGGCUUUAUAGCAAUUAGGGAGAUUUGAGUCAUGUUUGUCCUCUACAGAAACCAUAUUAAAACAAAAAAUAUGUUUUUUUCCCCUCAUCAUUUCCAUGUUUCAUACAUUUUUGAAAAAGCUCCAAAGAGCCGCGGGUUGCCGACCCCUGUUCUACGCCAAUCUCUGCUUGUUUUUUUUUUUUUUGUCGUCUCAGUUUUUCUUUCCUGAACCAAGUCAUUUCGGACCUUGUGACCUCCAUUUGUCUUAAUUGCUUCGUUUGGUCCGGUAAGCUAUGCAUCGUGUACCUUGGACCUUUUUGUAUGUGCUUUUAUGAAUGUCCUCCUUUUGAGCCAAAAACAGGACCGUCCUCCUGUAUAGGAAAACAACUAUUUCAAUGCAAUCAAUCUAACAUUUUGGGUUAGUGAUGCACUUUCCUUCCCUUUCUUUGUAUCACUUUACAUCCCAUUGCUUUGCACAAAGCGAUUAGGUCAGCUGUUUUGGGCGCGUUCACAUUUGUCACAUUUGGUUCAGUUGAACGCAACUCUGGUACGUUUGUUCUACUAGUUCAUUUGUGCGAAUCUUGGUCCCCUUACAAGUAAUCUUGGUCCCCUUACAAGUAACCUUGGUCCCCUUACAAGUAACCUUGGUCCCCUUACAAGUAACCUUGGUCCCCUUACAAGUAACCUUGUUCCCCUUACAAGUAACCCUGGUCCCCUUACAAGUAACCUUGGUCCAGUUCACUUGAGCUGAAAUAUGAACACUGUUAGGAGAAAAAGUCUUCUCUUUGUGUGAGACAACAGCCCUCUUUAAAAGUAUGUUUUUGGUGAAAUUUAACAUACCGUAUUUUUCGGAUUGUAAGUCGCUCCGGAGUAUACGUCGCACCGGCCGAAAAUGCAUAAUAAAGAAGGAAAAAACAUAUAUAUGUCGCACUGGAGUAGGGCUGGGCGAUAUUGUCUUUUUUUAAAUAUCGCGAUAUUUUUAGGCCAUAUCGUGAUAUACGAUAUAUAUUACGAUAUUUUGCCUUGGCCUUGAAUGAACACUUGAUGCAUAUAAUCACAGCAGUACGAUGAUUCUAUGUGUCUACUAGGGGUGCACCGAAAUGAAAACUUGUGGCCGAAGCCGAAUAAAAUUUAAACGCUUGGCCGAAGUCCGAAUACCAAAUAAUGAAUGCAGUUUUUCACAAUUUUUCUAUAUUGCAUAAAUAGCCUAGAAUAAAUAUUUAGACAUGUUUUUCAAAUAAAGUAAUUUUUUUUAUUGAAUAUUGACAUUUUUUAAAUAAUCCAGUAGCCUUUGCUUUUCAAAAAAAGCACAAAGUUUUUCAUUUAUAUUAGGCCUUCAACAAAACAUGCAUUCCCCCCAAAAAUAAAGUGGAUAAACCCACAACAAAUGAAUUAUUGUCCUUUUGGCAAAAAUCUGCUUAGCCACAGUAGAUAUGCUAAUAAUGUAAACAGAAGGCUCAAGUAAAUCUCAAUUAAGUGUGUGCUUGUAACCUCAUACACUUAUACAGGUAGCCUACACAACAGGCUAAUAAUGUAAACAGAGGCCCCACUAAAUCUCAAUAAGUGUGUGCUUGUAACCUCAUACACUUAUACAGGUACACAACAUAUCCCAACGUCACCGCGUCACUGCACGUUGGUUGAUUGCGUCAAAAAAUUGCGUCACACGCCACUUUUUGGCCUUAUUUUUAACUCAUUCCACCGAAGGCCGAAUGUGGCUUUUUUUGCCAUAUUCGGCCGAAUAUAUUCGGUUACCGAUUAAUCGCUGCAUCCCUAGUGUCUACAUUAAAACAUUCUUCUUCAUACUGCAUUCAUAUAUGCUACUUUUAAACUUUCAUGCAGAGAGGGAAAUCACAACUAAGUCAAUUGACCAAAAGUGUAUUUAUUAAAGUUAUUAAGCAAUGGCACAAGCAUUCAAGUCAUUUCCAAAACAUAAAGUGCAAGAUUGUCGGAGACAUUUUAAGUGUCAAAUAAAAAUGAGCUGCAUAAUAGGAAAUCAAAUAGUAUUUGUCCUUCACUAUGUGGUAUGUUACUACGGUUAUGAAAUUCUCUUCAUUCUCUAGCGAGUGACUUUUCAAAUGAUGCUACAUAUUAGCAGUAAUGCUACUUUUCAUAACAACGCUUGUGCCCCACACUUGACAAAUUACGGUUGUCUGUUCGACAUAUUCCCACUUGAAGCCCAACCACCGCCCGACAAUGGAAACCCUGCAGUUUUUAUUGGGAAUUAAGUCUUCCUUCAUUUGUUACCAGAUCCGCACCUUCUUUCUCUCGUACGGCUACGUUAGCAGCUAACGUAGCCCAUUCUGCUACCUCUCUGCUCUGCGAGGGCGUAUACGUACGUGACGUAUGUAAAAAUGUGCGCCUGCUUGUCUGUGAGAAGGAAAGACAGGAAAUAGUGAGAAGAGCCUGAAGUUUUAUGCCCGCAGCUAAAAGCAACUGCGUGAGAACGUAUACCCGAAUAUUACGAUAUAGUCAUUUUCUAUAUCGCACAGAGACAAACCUGCGAUAUAUCGCCCAGCCCUACACUGGAGUAUAAGUCGCAUUUUUGGGGGAACUUUAUUUGAUAAAAUCCAACACCCAAGAAUAUACAUUUGAAAGGCAAUUUAGAAUAAAUAAAGAAUAGUGAACAACAGGCUGAAUAAGUGUACGUUAUAUGAGGCAUAAAUAACCAACUGAGAAGGUGCCUGCUAUGUUAACCUAACAUAUUAUGGUAAGAGUCAUUCAAAUAACUAUAACAUAUAGAACAUGCUAUACCUUUACCAAACAAUCUCUCACUCCUAAUCCAUAAAUCCCAUGAAAUCUUCCUAAACAACUCUGCCAACUCCAAAGGUAUGCGCCGCUUCCUCUUGUCGUUUUCUGCUGCAUAUUUCACUAGGUCCAGCUUGUAAUCUACAAGACAUGAUUUCCUUUUCGGUGCCAUUUUUGUUCAGUUUUAAUAAGUUACCGCCAACGAUGAAAUGAUCCAUUUUAAUAGCUACGGCAGUAGCAUAUAGCAGUUAGCAUCCCAUGACCCUCCCCCACCGAAUUCUUAUUGGUUGACAUGUGUGUGACGGUUGCUGACAUUUUCUUCGUCUCUUCCGCGAAUUAGAUAAAUAAUAUUAUUUGAUAUUUUACGGUAAUGUGUUAAUAAUUUCACACAUAAGUCGCUCCGGAGUAUAUGUCGCACCCCCGGCCAAAGUAGGAAAAAAACUGCGACUUAUAGUCCGAAAAAUACGGUAAUAUACCAGAAUAUAAAUAUAACCUAUAUAUUAAACCUAGCAGAGGACAUUUCGGUUCUACAAAAAAACGCCUAAUAAAAUCAAGACUAUGUAUAUGUUCCCUUGUGCAGCCUUUGGUUAUAAUACAAAAACACCUUUAUGUUUGAACACUGAAUGAACCAACGUGCUCGAGUAAUGUUUUUUAGUUUUUUGGUCCGUACCAGAGUACCAAACCCCAAAUGUGAACGCAGCCCCGUUGUUGUCCUGCAUAGACGCUCAUUAUUCCAGUGUUUUAUCAACCACAUUUGCAUCCUGCUCCAACAGACUUUAAAAAAAAAAAAAAAAAAACAGCACAUUUUUUUUAAAAUCUUACAUCCUGUAUUUUUACACUCAUUUCAUACAUUUGUGAAGUACAACAUAGUGAAUAUUGUAUAAUGAGAUCUACUUAUUGUACUGUACUUUUCUUAUCUAUCUGCAAUUUGUAGAGAAAUCUAUACUUUUUGUUUUGUUUUGAUGAAAUAAAAACCGAGCAAAGUAAGAAA